Messenger RNA from Cornus florida, 1922 nucleotides. Its product is annotated as probable protein phosphatase 2C 63. The record is from RefSeq and is a predicted model, not a curated record. Lineage: Eukaryota; Viridiplantae; Streptophyta; Magnoliopsida; Cornales; Cornaceae. Gene Ontology annotation, biological process: protein dephosphorylation. The transcript is spliced from 4 exons. Gene Ontology annotation, molecular function: cation binding; protein serine/threonine phosphatase activity. The coding region runs from base 438 to 1595 and encodes 385 amino acids.
CUUUUCAUAUUUGGUCCCAGAAAACAAAACAAAAAAAAAAAAAAAAAAAAAAAAAUCAAAAUGGGCUUUGUUUGGGUGUUGACUUUGAACCAUGCGAGUGUUUCUCACAUUACUUAUUUAUUCACACGAUUCCAAACUCCGCAAUGUCCACCCAAUUUCUCAGCGGAAAAGCCAAUUCCUCCCCCCCACUUCCACAACCACCACCACCCCCACUUUCACACGACUUAACAAUUCCUCUCAUUUCCUUUUCCGUCUUAAACAAUUCCUCUCCCCAUUAAAAUAAUCAUCAGGAAGGAAAACAAAUCCGUUUACCCACUAUUCUAUUCCCCCAGUCCCCUUCUAUUCUCUCUCACUCACAACGCCAGAAUCCAACAACUACAGAGACAUUUCUAGAGAGAGAAAAGCAAAAAAAAUCCAGCAUUUCUAGAGAGAGAAAUAUGCUUGAGUUGUGUUGUCGGCCGCUGGAGCGGUGCUUCGGUGGUGGCGGCGGUGGUGAUGGACUUCUGUGGCACAUGGACUUGAAGCCUCACGCCUCCGGUGACUACUCGAUUGCGGUGGUUCAGGCCAAUUCCUCACUCGAAGACCAGGGCCAAGUUUUUACCUCCCCCUCCGCCACCUACGUCGGCGUCUACGACGGCCACGGCGGCCCCGAAGCGUCUCGCUUCAUCACCAGCCACCUCUUCCCUUACCUCCACAAGUUUGCUUUAGAACAAGGAGGAUUGUCUGAGGAGGUGAUAAGGAAGGCAUUUGAUGCUAUUGAAAAGGAGUUCGUGGAUUUGGUGAAGCAAUCAUGGCUAUCUCGGCCUCAAAUUGCUUCAGUUGGUUCAUGUUGUCUUGUUGGAGCGAUUUCAAAUGAUGUUUUAUAUGUGGCAAAUUGCGGGGACUCAAGGGCUGUGCUUGGCAGGAGAGUAUCUGAUGGCCGCACUAAUAGUUCUACAACGGUGGUGGCUGAAAGGUUAUCGACAGAUCAUAAUGUCGGUGUUGAAGAGGUGAGGAAGGAGGUCAAGGAUCUUCAUCCUGAUGAUUCGCACAUUGUGGUGUAUACUCGGGGGGUUUGGCGAAUUAAGGGCAUUAUUCAGGUGUCCAGAUCAAUUGGGGAUGUCUAUCUGAAAAAACCUGAGUUAUACAGAGAUCCUCUUUUCCAGCAAUAUGGAUCACCCAUUCCUUUAAAAAGACCUGUAAUGUCAGCAGAGCCCUCGAUAUUGAUUCAGAAGUUAAGACCACAAGAUUUGUUCUUGAUAUUUGCAUCAGAUGGCCUCUGGGAGCAACUGAGUGAUGAAGCAGUUGUUGAGUUCGUGCUGAAAAAUCCGAGAGUUGGAAUAGCAAAGCGAUUGGUAAGAGCUGCCCUUCAGGAGGCCGCUAGGAAAAGAGAAAUGAGGUACGAGGACAUAACAAGAAUCGGAAAAGGUGUAAGGCGGCAUUUUCACGAUGAUAUAACGGUGAUCGUGAUGUAUCUGGAUCAUAAACAAGGCUCUCCAAGUGGUAGAUUCAACAAUCACACCAUGGUUGACUGCACCAGUUCUCCGGUCGAUAUCUUCUCUUUUAACACAGAUGAAGUGGUAGAUACGCCUCACACUUCACCUAAUAAACCAUAGCGCAAGCAUAUGCACUGCCUUGUGAAUACAAUAAAUUUUGUUUGCACAGGUGCAUUAAACAAGGACUAUUUGGGAUAAGAAUAAUCUUAAGGGUUGUUGUACAUAGUCUUGUGAAGGAGGGAUACAUAGUCUUGUGAUGGGAGGGAUGAUAGAUUGAAGCUGCUGACCUCUUUGCCUGGGUUUUGACCUGAUCUUUUGUUUUGUUCCCUUUUCUCUGGGGAGUUGUAUGAGAACAAUUUGUUUCCUUCUGUAUUAUGCUUUUUGUUAGUUGCAUAUAAGUUGAUCUUUACUUGCACAUAAUAUUAAAAGCUAGCAGAUUUUUUGUUU